AUGUAUCGGGUAGCACUCGCGUCGGCUUUCUUUGUUCUUAUGUGCCAUUUCGGUUUGACAAAACACUAUUCGGAAUAUUACUACUGUGAGAAAAAUUAUUGUCCCACGGGCAAACCCAACGUGGGCUGUGGAUGCAAAUUUAACGAAUCGUACGCACCGGGCUGCGGUGGCAAAAGUGCCACGCUGCAUAAGUUUACCAGGAAGGAUGUACAGUUUAUACUGCACAUGCACAACCAUCUCCGAAAUUUGUUUGCCUGUGGUUCGGUAAACCGGUUCUUCCCAGCCGUACGGAUGGUUCAACUGCGUACAGACGACGACUUGCAAUCGUUGGCCGAGUGCAAUGUGAAAAACUGCACCUACGGACACGAUCAGUGCCGUAGCACGGAACACUAUCACUACGCUGGCCAAAACAUUGCCAAACGUACGGUGUGCGGACGAACGCUUACGGUGACCGAGGUGGUCAACAGCUCAAUGUACGCCUGGUUCGACGAGUACUGGGACACAAGGAGUGAAAUGUUGGCCAAAUAUCCCGACUAUAGCCCCAGAAAACCAAUCGGCCACUUCACCCUGCUGGUAAACGAUAACGUGUUCUUCAUCGGUUGUGCGAUGGUUUCUUACGCCAAGCGUAUAAAGGAUUACUUUGAGGAAACGGGGGAAGACUGUCGUGCAUAUUAUUUCGUCUGCAAUUAUUCCUUUAUCAAUCUGAAAAAUCGUGCAACUUAUACCUCGGGAAUGAAGCCAGCCACCAUGUGCCAGACGCACCACAGCAAACAGUACCCUUGUUUGUGCAGCGUUCAUGAGCCAUACUCAACGUCCCUAGAUUGGCAGGAUCAGGUACUCUGA
Molecule: messenger RNA, 843 nt
Organism: Anopheles marshallii
Lineage: Eukaryota; Metazoa; Arthropoda; Insecta; Diptera; Culicidae
Product: antigen 5 like allergen Cul n 1-like
Exons: 3
Coding region: 1-843 (280 amino acids)
Source: RefSeq, a predicted model, not a curated record